Thamnophis sirtalis is the source of this 936-nucleotide messenger RNA. The record is from RefSeq and is a predicted model, not a curated record. NCBI's taxonomy places the organism in Eukaryota, Metazoa, Chordata, Lepidosauria, Squamata, Natricidae.
CCCUGCCUCUUUUUUUCUUUCCCCCGGGGCUCUUCGAACGGCUUGCCUGUUUUGUCCUCUGUGCGCGUGUCCGUACAUCUUUUCGCUACUGUUUUCUGUUGUCUGGCGUGUGUUUCACCCCCUAGUGAUUGCUGCAAGGCUCCUCCUGCGAUCUGCAAAAGGGAGACCUUCCCUGCAAUCGUGGCUCUGCUCCCCAGCGUCCUUGCUGGCAACCGGGAAUUGAGCAAAAGGGAACCUUGGCCGAGCGCAAACCACACAAGGAUCCAUCGGAAGCACAUUUACAGAUCUGCCAAGUUUGUGGGAAGAAGUAGCUGUUCUCUUAUUCUGUUCUUCUAAAGAAUGAUGUAAAUGCAGAACUUGUAGCCAAGUACAACAUGGGCGCUAACACCUCUAGCAAGUCACCAAUAUACGAUGAGAAUGAAGAUGUUACCUUUGAUCAUUUUGAAAUUCUCAGAGCCAUUGGAAAAGGCAGCUUUGGAAAGGUAUGCAUUGUUCAGAAGAAAGAUACCAAGAAAAUGUAUGCAAUGAAGUACAUGAAUAAACAAAAAUGUGUGGAACGGAAUGAAGUGCGAAAUGUCUUCAAAGAGUUACAGAUCAUGCAGGGACUGGAACAUCCUUUCCUUGUGAACUUGUGGUACUCAUUCCAGGAUGAAGAAGACAUGUUUAUGGUGGUGGAUCUGCUUCUUGGAGGAGAUUUACGUUACCACCUGCAACAAAACGUCCGUUUUGAAGAGGAGACUGUGAAACUAUUCAUCUGUGAGCUAGCACUGGCAUUGGAUUAUCUCCAAAGCAGGAAUAUCAUCCACAGAGACAUAAAGCCUGAUAACGUCUUGCUGGAUGAAGAGGGGCAUGUUCAUGUAACAGAUUUCAAUAUUGCUACAGUGAUAACUAACGAUACACAGGUUACCAACAUUGCUGGCACGAAACCAUAUAUGG